Messenger RNA from Loxodonta africana (African savanna elephant), 1073 nucleotides. It is a transcript of the gene APIP, whose product is annotated as APAF1 interacting protein. Lineage: Eukaryota; Metazoa; Chordata; Mammalia; Proboscidea; Elephantidae. The coding region runs from base 111 to 839 and encodes 242 amino acids. Gene Ontology annotation, molecular function: metal ion binding; methylthioribulose 1-phosphate dehydratase activity. Gene Ontology annotation, cellular component: cytoplasm. The record is from RefSeq and is a predicted model, not a curated record. The transcript has 7 exons.
CCCUCAGCACCGCCUGAUUGUUUCUGAGGCCUCACCGUGCGAACCCAGGUGGAACUCCAGGAGCGAUCCCGUGCGAAGAUCGGAGGCGGCGGGACCAUCUUGUCCAGGCUAUGUCUGGCUGCCGUGCUCCGGAAGGCGACUGUUUCCCGCAGCAAUGCCUCGCUCAGGACAAGGAACAUCCAAGAUACCUGAUCCCAGAGCUUUGCAAACAGUUUUACCAUUUGGGCUGGGUCACUGGAACUGGAGGAGGAAUUAGCUUGAAGCAUGGCAAUGAAAUCUACAUUGCUCCUUCAGGAGUGCAAAAGGAACGAAUUCAGCCUGAAGACAUGUUUGUUUGUGACAUAAAUGAGCAGGACAUAAGUGGACCUCCGUCAUAUAAGAAGCUACAGAAAAGCCAGUGUACUCCUCUUUUCAUGAAUGCUUACACAAUGAGAGGAGCCGGUGCAGUGAUUCACACCCAUUCUAAAGCUGCUGUCAUGGCCACCCUUCUCUAUCCAGGACAGGAGUUUAAAAUUACACAUCAGGAGAUGAUAAAAGGAAUAAGGAAAUGUACCUCAGGAGGGUAUUAUAGAUAUGAUGAUAUGUUAGUAGUGCCCAUUAUCGAGAAUACACCUGAGGAGAAAGACCUCAAAGAACGAAUGGCUCUUGCAAUGAAUGAAUACCCAGACUCCUGUGCAGUCCUAGUCAGGCGUCACGGAGUAUACGUGUGGGGAGAAACGUGGCAGAAGGCUAAAACCAUGUGUGAAUGCUAUGACUAUUUGUUUGAUAUUGCUGUAUCAAUGAAGAAAGCCGGACUGGAUCCUACUCAGCUUCCAGUUGGAGAAAAUGGAAUUGUGUAAACCAAUACAAAGUUUAAUUAAAUACAAAGAUAAGGGGAAAUUUAUUACUGACAUGAAACUUGACUAUUUUUUUAAAAGAAUUGAAAAUUUCCUUGAGGCAUAUUAUGCUAUUAAUUUGUCACUAAGUACCACAGAGAUCACACUUUAUCUUUUCUGAUAUUGAAUGGUAUUUGCUUAUAUUCUUGUAGUUUUAAAUUGCAGUGCAGUGCAGUGGAAUAAAAAUUUUAUAAUCAA